Molecule: messenger RNA, 1553 nt
Organism: Herpailurus yagouaroundi (jaguarundi)
Lineage: Eukaryota; Metazoa; Chordata; Mammalia; Carnivora; Felidae
Gene: DUSP19
Product: dual specificity phosphatase 19
Exons: 4
Coding region: 176-841 (221 amino acids)
Biological process (GO): regulation of MAP kinase activity; protein dephosphorylation
Cellular component (GO): cytoplasm
Molecular function (GO): JUN kinase phosphatase activity
Source: RefSeq, a predicted model, not a curated record
GGUGCUGGGGAAAACGGACCUGGAGGUCUUUGUCUGCAGUGUGUGGCUGCUGUUACCUGGACAGGGUUGCACACCUGCGGCUCUAUUUUUUCUCUGAGCGCUAAGGGACGAGCAGUUUGGCCUUUUCCACCGUUGGCUAGAUUUGCUUGUAUUGUUUCUAGCCACUGCUCAUGUAAUGCACUCCCUUAACCAGGAAAUUAAAGCGUUCUCCCGGAAUAAUCUCAGGAAGCAAUGUACCAGGGUGACAACGCUAACUGGAAGGAAAAUUAUAGAAACAUGGAAAGAUGCCAGAAUUCAUGUUGUGGAAGAAGUAGAGCCGAGCAGUGGGGGUAGUUGUGGUUAUGUGCAGGACCUUAGCUUGGACCUGCAUGUUGGUGUUAUUAAGCCUUGGUUGCUCCUUGGGUCACAAGAUGCUGCUCACGAUCUGGAUACUCUGAAAAAGCACAAGGUGACACAUAUUCUCAAUGUUGCAUAUGGAGUUGAAAAUACUUUCCUCAGUGACUUUAUAUAUAAGAGUAUUUCUAUAUUGGAUCUGCCUGAAACCAAUAUCCUGUCUUAUUUUCCAGAAUGUUUUGAAUUUAUUGAACAAGCAAAAAUGAAGGAUGGCGUGGUUCUUGUUCAUUGUAAUGCAGGAGUUUCCAGGGCUGCUGCAAUUGUAAUAGGUUUCCUGAUGAAUUCUGAAGAAAUCUCGUUCAUCAGUGCUUUUUCUUUGGUGAAAAAUGCAAGGCCUUCCAUAUGUCCAAAUGCGGGCUUCAUGGAGCAGCUUCGUACAUACCAAGAGGGCAAGGAAAGCAAUGAGUGUGACAACAUACAGGAAUUAGAAAAGGGUGACAGUUCAUGAGUUACAUUCCAGCAGAUAAUGGACAACUGUAAUUUCUGAACUGGCCCCCACAGCCACCUGUCCCCAUUUUUGAAGAGUAGACUAGUAAAAACUUCCUUUUGUCUUGCGUUUUUCAAGUGGAAGUGGAGGUUAAUUGAUUGUCUUGAGCUAGUGUACAAAUAUGUUUUUAAAUCAUGUCAUGUUUUCCUUGGUAUUAUAAUGUGGGAUUGGAUGCUGCUUUGAUUUGCUAAGAGGAAAUAAUGUAUUACCAAUAAUUGGUUUCUGUAGAAGAAAAAGGUUUACAUUUGAAAUCUUUAUUAGAGCAUGAAAAGAUUAAAUCAGUUGAUGAAGACUUUUAGUAUUUUUCUAUGCCAGCAACCACUUCCAUGAAGGGAAAAACCACUUCCAAGUGCUACUUGACUUACUAUUUCAGAGGGAGGUAAAUUUCUAUGUAAAGAAUUUGGGAUUAAAAACUAAUAUCUUAAACCUCCCAAAAGAGAUAACCAAAAUCUGAAGGUUGACACAAUAUAGGCAUACUUCGUUUUAUUGCGCUUCACUUUAUUGUGCUUCGCAGACGAUUUGUAUUUUAGAAAUCGAGAGUGGUAACCCUGCAUCAAAGAAGUCUUUGGGCACCAUUUUCCCAGCAGCAUUUUCUCACUUUGUAUCUCUGUAUUGCAUUUUGGUAAAUCUCACAAUGUUUCAAAUUUGUUCAUUAUAGUUCUAUUUGUUAUGG